Oldenlandia corymbosa var. corymbosa is the source of this 1412-nucleotide messenger RNA. Lineage: Eukaryota; Viridiplantae; Streptophyta; Magnoliopsida; Gentianales; Rubiaceae. The record is from the annotation of a GenBank genome assembly.
AAAUGAGAAACAACAUAAUUGAACUACACAGUCUAUAUCACACAUCUGUCUUUACUCCUUUGAAAACCUAAUUUUGUAGCUCUAGAUAUACAUGGCAGUAAGUAAUGUAAAGCUGCUUGGGAACCGUCCAAGCCCAUUCGUGAACCGGGUCCGAUUUGCUUUGAACCUCAAGUCAGUAGACUAUGAAUUCAUGCUGGAGAAUCCCUCUGAAGGAAAAAGUGAGCUGCUUCUGAAAUCGAACCCAAUUCACAAGAAGAUCCCAGUUCUUAUCCACAAAGAUAAGCCCAUCUGCGAGUCACUAGUGAUCGUACAAUACAUCGAUGAAACCUGGUCAGAUGGUCCUUCCAUACUUCCCACCGAUCCCUAUGACCGCUCAAUCGCUCGCUUUUGGGCUGCUUAUAUGGAUGACAAGUUGGUUCCGUUAUUGAGAUCGCUAGCUGAUGCAACAGAUGAAGAAUCAAAGGCGGCAGUUUUGGAGAAGACAACAGGAGAUUUAGCAUUAUUGGAGGAUGUAUUUCUGAAGUGUAGCAAUGGAAAAGGAUUUUUCGGGGGAGACACAUUAGGGUACCUUGACAUUGCUCUGGGAUGCUAUUUGGGGUGGAUAAUCACAAUACAGAUAGAAAUAAACAAGAAAUUCCUGGAUGAAACCAAGACACCUGCCCUUGUGGAAUGGGCAGAGAGGUUUAAGUCCCACGAAGCUGUAAAAGGAACACUUCCGGAGACUGAAGAACUCCUUCCCCUUCUCAUGAUGAGGAAAGCCGCCGCCGCCGCCGCUGCUCAAUCAUCUGAACCUUCCGAUUGAUCCAAAACUUCCAGUAAUUAUUCGAGACCAGUGCUGUGCCACAGUACUGAUCUUGUGGUUGGAUUAAUAAAACACUGUUAGCCCAAAAAUAACAUUCUCUUGGUGCCCAUUUACCAGUCCACUUUGUGGUAAUAUUGUAGUUGCACAAAAUGCGCGCGUACCUCAUGAACGAUGCGUUUCUCCAUUUUUAUUUUUUUUCCCAUCACAAAUGAAUCACUUUCCUCCACAACUUUCACUUGGAGAAGAAAAAGAAAUUCAUUAACUAUCUCUAUAUAUAUAGUGUAUAAUACAUUAGAUUAAACAAUAUUAAUUACUGUGCCUCAUAUACAACAGGACGUAAUAAGCUUAUUUCUUUGAGAUACAGUCCUCUUGGAAACUUUCAAAUAAAUUACUAAUGGUUUUAAUAAAAGUAAAUUUCCGGCAUGUUAUUUCCACGAAUAGGUUGCGCUUAUACUAUUUCAGCGUAUGCUUCUUCAAGCUUUGAAAUUGUUGGGGAUUUAUCUGGAGUAGAAAAUCCUAUAUGGAACCCAAUAAGUAAGAUAAAACCCAUCUGAACUCAAAAGCUCAAGCUAAUGGGUUCUGAGACCACCUUAUUCAUUAACUGAUUCAU